GAAGAAGAAGAAGAAAAAGGGCUAGAAUGAAGAGCAAAAGCAAGUUAACAAAAAACAUCAUUACUCCACUUCUCAUUGUAUUGUUUAUUCUGGCUGGACCCAAAUCCAUCGACGCUCAAGAAGUCGAUGAUGAAAGGGAGUUUGAGUACGCAGCAAACAGCGACAUGGGUCCGGGGAAAUGGGGACAGAUCAAGAAAGAAUGGGCGGCUUGCAAUAACGGCAGUUUGCAGUCUCCGAUAGACAUGUCCAACGAGAGAGUUCGGAUAAUUUCCAGGUCGGAGAAGAGGACUUACAGAGCUGCUAAUGCAACUGUCAGGAACAGAGGUCAUGAUAUACAAAUGCAAUGGUUCGGUGAUGCUGGAUCAAUUUUCAUCAACGGGACGGAGUACCCCCUCCGGAAUGCCCAUUGGCACUCUCCGUCUGAACAUACUAUCAACGGCAGAAGGUACGAUCUGGAGUUACAUUUGGUGCACCUAAACACGGACCCAAAUGUGAAAAACAAGAUUGCUGUUAUUGGAGUCUUCUACAAGAUCGGCAAACCCAACCAAUUUCUCUCAAAGUUAAUGACGAAUAUACGGAGCAUGAUCGAUAAGAAAGAUGAGGAGAAAAUCUUGGGAAUGAUUGAUCCAGAAGACAUUAAAAUACGCAGCAAAAGGUACUACAGAUACAUGGGAUCACUCACUGUUCCUCCUUGCACAGAAGGAGUCAUUUGGACAAUCAACAAAAAGGUGAAGACUGUCUCGAGGGACCAAGUUAAGUUACUCAGAGAAGCCGUCCAUGAUUAUGCCGAGGAAAAUGCAAGGCCCUUGCAACCGAAGCACAAUAGAGAUGUAUACCUCUACGAAGCUGGCAAUACGAAUUGAUAAGGACCUUUUAUGUUCGUUGAUGGCUGCAUUAAGCUUAAGACGUCUUUUGAACCUUCAUUAGCCGUUAGUGUGUGUUGUAAUGAGAGUAUAGUCUCCUGAAGAUCUGGAAAUUGGACCAGUGUGCAGAGAUGAUGAGGCACAGACAGACUAAAGUAUUCAUUUGAUUUAUUCUAUGUUGUAAUGGGAAUCCACUGUUUUAGAGUUCACUCUUAGUAAACUACUGUCUCCUUGUAUAAUUUUA
Sesamum indicum (sesame) is the source of this 1107-nucleotide messenger RNA. Its product is annotated as carbonic anhydrase Nec1-like. Gene Ontology annotation, molecular function: zinc ion binding; carbonate dehydratase activity. Gene Ontology annotation, biological process: one-carbon metabolic process. The record is from RefSeq and is a predicted model, not a curated record. Lineage: Eukaryota; Viridiplantae; Streptophyta; Magnoliopsida; Lamiales; Pedaliaceae.